CUUUUGUUACAAUGUAUAUUUAAACCUAAUGACUUUUUUAUUGUUAUAUAUAUGCGAUGUACGAAAAAAAAUUAACGGUAGUUCGUUUGUGCAUUUCAAGAAUGAUGGUCAAUUUAUUUACGAAAACGAUUUAUUGGCUUAAAAUUAAAGCGGGAUUUGCAAAAAAAGAAAUUCAAAAUGACAGAGAAAUGGCUCCAAAUCUGUUAGGAAAUUCGUCUUCAAUGUACCAACAAACCUCUGGAGAGCCAGUUCAAAUUAUCAGUACCAAAGAGAACAUCCAGAAGAGUUACCAACCUUACCAGCCACCUACCAAAAGAGCCAGAAGGCGUGGCCCGCAUUAUGAAUGGGAUAUCGUCUGGAGGAAUGUUUUGAUAUUCAUAUUGCUACAUGGCAUUGGAGUGUAUGCAAUAUAUCUAGUUUUAACGGGGAAAAUUAUGAUUAAAACAGUUUUGUUCAAUAUAUUAUUCGCAUCGUUUUCGGCCCUCGGUGUGACGGCAGGAGCACAUCGAUUAUGGGCACACAGAACCUACAAAGCCAAAGGGCCGCUUAGAGUACUGCUGAUGAUCUGUCACACGGCCGCUCUUCAGAACGACAUCUACGAAUGGGUGAGAGAUCACAGGGUGCACCACAAAUUUACCGAUUCGGAUGCGGAUCCCCAUAACGCGAGUCGAGGAUUCUUUUUUUCACAUAUCGGCUGGCUGUUGAUCAAGAAACAUAAGGACGUCAUUGCUAAAGGAAAGACGGUCGAUAUGAGCGAUAUUGAAGCCGAUCCUGUUGUUAUGUGGCAGAAAAAGUACUACGUCUUGUUGGUAACUAUGUUGACAUUCAUGCUACCAGCGCUCAUCCCAUGGUUGUACUGGAGAGAAGCCUACAUCAUGUCUUGGUAUAUGACCAUCCUCAGAUACACUUUGUCUUUGAAUAUUACAUGGCUCGUCAACAGCGCCGCACACAUUUGGGGAACUAAACCAUACGACGGAACAAUAAACCCGACAGAAAACUUGUACGUCUCCGCCUUGGGCUUCGGCGAAGGUUGGCACAACUACCACCACACUUUCCCGUGGGACUACAAAGCAGCAGAACUUGGAGACUACAAAAUGAACUUCACCACAGCCAUUUUGGACUUUAUGGCGUACAUAGGCCAAGCGUACGAUCUAAAAACGGCCUCUGCUGAGAUGGUAAAGAAGAGAGUAUCGCGGACGGGUGAUGGAAGUUGGAAUAACGGCACCCUUGAGGGAACCGUUAACGAAGAACCUAAAGAAGAGAAAUCUAACCAUCAUCAUCAUCAUCUCGAAGAUUGUGUGUGGGGUUGGGGUGAUAAAGACAUGCCCGAGGAUGAAAUUAGAGAUGUUAGAAUUUUUAAUAAUUUAAAAGAAGAUUAAGUUAGUCUAAUAAAAACUGUGAUUGUUUUUUUAUAUGUUAUAAUAAUAUGAUGGAGUAGGGGUAAUUUAAUUAACUGCUCUUGAUGUUACUGCAACAUGGUUGUCUUAAAUCAAGUACCUAAUAAUUGGGGUAAUAGUUGCAGUGGCAGUUGCAAUCUACAAAUUUUUAAUUGCAUAUUACCCACUAUCAUUAUGGGCAGUUAACAAAUAACGAUAAGGAAAUCACAUUAAAUUAUAAAAACGGAAAAAUAACGAAAAAAAAGUUUUUCAGACUGUUUAUUGUUUUCAAAUUGCAAUGUAAUUAAAAUUCAAAUAAAAAAAAUAAAAAUUCCUAAUAAACUGCAGUACAUACACUGGAUUGACAUAGACAAAUAUUUCUUUUUAAAAGCUAUUCACUUUUCAUCCGAUGAAAUAAAUUUUCAAAAUAUCUUCUGAACAUCUUCUAAACAUCUUUUAAACAUCUUCAAAACAUCUUCUAAAUAUCUUCUAAACAUCUUCUAAACAUCUUCUAAACAUCUUCUAAACAUCUUCUAAACAUCUUCUAAACAUCUUCUAAACAUCUUCUAAACAUCUUCUAAACAUCUUCUAAAUAUCUUCUAAACAUCUUCUAAACAUCUUCUAAACAUCUUCUAAACAUCUUCUAAACAUCUUCUAAACAUCUUCUAAACAUCUUCUAAACAUCUUCUAAACAUCUUCUAAACAUCUUCUAAACAUCUUCUAAACAUCUUCUAAACAUCUUCUAAACAUCGUCUAAACAAACGUCUUCAAAACAAAUCGCAAUAAAUACUGAAAAGCCAUUUUUCUUACACAUAUAAUUAUUUAAUAAAUUCGAAGCUUUAAAUUUGUGAUUGAGGUUGUUGACCUUCCAAAAAAUUAUAUUGACUUAUAUACAUUAUGUAUGAAAGCCUAGUCCACGUUCAAUCAUUAGAUUGCGACGUUAAAUGAGAAAUUUCGCCAUGAAAAGGUAUUUAGAUUUCAAUGUAGAAUAAUUUUAUUGAUAAUUGAUGAAAAAAAAAAAAAAUUGAAUUACCUAUAACUACUAUGAUGUAAAAAUCUUAUUUAGAUUUUUGUUUCUGUUAAAUCCUGGUUGUUCAUUUUUGUAUAUAAAAUUGUGGCAUUUCUCACAACUACAUAGUUGGAUAAUAUUAUUCGAUUAUUUUAUGAUUGGC
Messenger RNA from Psylliodes chrysocephalus, 2548 nucleotides. Lineage: Eukaryota; Metazoa; Arthropoda; Insecta; Coleoptera; Chrysomelidae. The record is from the annotation of a GenBank genome assembly.